AUGCGCAACUUGGCCAAGUGUUUUUUCAACGGCUGCCCCCACGAGGCGGUCAUCGGGUCGUGGAAAUGCAUGUUUCACAUGCAUCGAUUUAUCUGCUCCAUGCCCCACUGCCGCAACCAAGUGUACGCCCGCAACCGCUGCGUUCGUCACGGAGGGAAAAAGCGUUGCGAGGUCGACGGAUGUGUCCUGAACCGCCGCCUCGGGCGCUUUUGCGUUAAACACGGCCCCCCCACCUCAGUAAAACUCUGCAACGAACUGGAUUGUUCAAAGCAUGCCCAUUUGCAUGGCAAUGCUGGGAUGCCCAUCGCAUGCAUUCGACACACGCCAUCCAAGUUGAUAAAGCCCCGUUUUGAGGACUACGGAGCCCCCCAAAGCAGCAGCGACAGUGUGGACGAGUCCAUUUUGGACCUGCUGCUGCAAACUACGCCAGCGUUUACAAAAGAUGACUUGACAGGGCCACUGCUGGAUUGGACCUCUGUGAUUGGGGUGAUUGAAGACGCGUUAAAGUGGGAUGACAACACCGGUCUGCUGGCACCCCCAACGCCCAAAUUCCACGCGUUUGAUUAA
Aphanomyces astaci is the source of this 567-nucleotide messenger RNA. RefSeq lists its product as hypothetical. NCBI's taxonomy places the organism in Eukaryota, Oomycota, Saprolegniomycetes, Saprolegniales, Verrucalvaceae. The record is from RefSeq and is a predicted model, not a curated record. The transcript is spliced from 2 exons. The coding region runs from base 1 to 567 and encodes 188 amino acids.